AAAUUCGCAUUUGUUUGUUGUUUUUACGGUUAUAUUGUGAGUGAAUUGGUUAAGGCUAACUCAGAAACGCAACAACAAAGGUUCCCAUUACAUUUACAGCAGCAGCAGCAAAUCUUCUUCUUCGAUUUCGCUUCUCUCGUCUAAGAAUCUGUUAAAGUUCUCGUCUUUGAUCUCGUUCACGCCCUAAUUCGCACAAAGGAAGUCGGAGGAAUCGAGGAAGUAGCUUCUGGAUUGGUUUGAGUCUGAAAUAAAAUGUUCUACCUUAGCCGAAUUGAGCACACCUUGCGAGUGCCUCCUGACAUCCUGAGCCGACCCUUAACCGAAGCUAUUAAGGUUGAACUUGAAAAGCUUUUCUUAGACAAGGUUAUUGCAAACUUGGGGCUUUGCAUUUCUGUCUAUGAUAUUAUAUCUAUUGAAGGCGGCUUUAUCUUUCCCGGUGAUGGUGCUGCAACUUAUACGGCGGUGUUCACGAUGAUUAUGUUCCGUCCGUUUGUGGGUGAGAUUAUUUCAGCAAAAGUAAAAGAAUCCGAUGCUAAUGGCUUACGCCUCACACUUGGAUUUUUUGAGGACAUUUACAUUCCUGCCAAUUUUUUGCCUGAUCCUUCCCGUCCUGAGCCAGAUCCAAGAAAGAGGGACAGAGUUACCUGGAUAUGGGAAUUUGGGGAACAAAAGUACGUUAUUGAUGGCGAGGAUGAGAUAAGGUUCCAAGUUCACAGUGUAAAUUAUCCUCCAAUUCCGGUUGAACAGCCAAAAGAGUCAAAGCCAUUUGCUCCCAUGGUUAUUACUGGAUCACUUGAUUGUGAUGGUUUGGGCCCUGUUUCAUGGUGGGAUGGCGCAGAUGAGUCUGAAGAAUAGGAGAAAGCUUGAGCUUUGAAAGGAAAAAUAAAAUAAAAAAAUUGACACAAUUUGUGGUUUUAACUUUCAUACUGUAAUAUAAUACUAGAUAAAAGGGGAACAAUUGAAUUAUUUAAAGCUAACAGAAAUUAUGACAUGGUUUCCUUAGUCCUUAAUUGCCCUCCCGUUUUGAUUGAUCUGCACUGAUAGUUUGGGAUGGCUAUAGCCAUAGGCUGAAACUGUGAAUUCCCAAGAUCUUAAAAGAU
Morus notabilis is the source of this 1100-nucleotide messenger RNA. RefSeq names its product DNA-directed RNA polymerase III subunit rpc8. The transcript has 8 exons. NCBI's taxonomy places the organism in Eukaryota, Viridiplantae, Streptophyta, Magnoliopsida, Rosales, Moraceae. The record is from RefSeq and is a predicted model, not a curated record. Gene Ontology annotation, cellular component: RNA polymerase III complex. Gene Ontology annotation, biological process: DNA-templated transcription; transcription initiation at RNA polymerase III promoter. Bases 253 to 855 code for a protein of 200 amino acids.